CUGAAGCUGGUCUAUCGUCGAGACCAAUCAUUUGCCGUCCCUCUUUUCUUCUUCCCACCUGAACCGAAAAUCCCCUUUUUCUUCACAACGAAAAUUAGGGUUUUCUCUCUCUCUCUCUCUCUCUCUCUCACACACACACACACACGGGAUCCAUCCAGUCGAUUCGAAUCCAUGGCGACUCGAAGGCGUAUGCUUCUCAAGGUCAUCAUCCUCGGCGACAGCGGGGUUGGGAAGACGUCGCUGAUGAAUCAAUAUGUGAAUAAGAAGUUCAGCAACCAGUACAAAGCCACGAUUGGGGCUGAUUUCUUAACCAAAGAGGUUCAGUUUGAGGACAGGCUCUUCACUUUACAGAUAUGGGAUACAGCUGGUCAGGAGAGAUUCCAGAGUCUUGGGGUGGCUUUCUAUCGUGGUGCAGAUUGUUGUGUUCUUGUUUAUGACGUUAAUGUCCAAAAGUCAUUUGACAACCUGAACAACUGGCGGGAAGAAUUUCUUAUUCAGGCUAGUCCCUCGGACCCAGACAACUUCCCAUUUGUAGUGUUGGGGAACAAGAUUGAUGUGGAUGGUGGAAAUAGCCGAGUGGUUUCAGAGAAGAAGGCUAGAGCAUGGUGUGCUUCCAAGGGGAACAUCCCGUACUUUGAGACAUCUGCUAAAGAAGGCUUUAAUGUGGAAGCUGCUUUUCAGUGUAUAGCGAAGAAUGCCCUCAAAAAUGAACCAGAGGAAGAGAUAUACCUUCCAGACACCAUAGAUGUAGCUGGUGGGAGGCAGCAAAGGUCAUCAUCAGGCUGUGAAUGCUAGGAUUACAAUCUCAUGGACUUUGCUCCCACAAUUUGUUAUCUAGUUAAAAUAUUUCCAGCUUAGCCCAUUAUUUGUUGUGUUUAUAAAGAGAGUCAAAAAGAAAAUAAAAGGAGUAUCAUGCUCCAAAGAGAUUGCGACUAAUGUUCAGUGGUUUAUUUUCAGUUGCUCAUAUUAUUUGUUCUGCCAGACAUUUUCAGUUGUGUAGAAUCGUGGUUUUUUGCUAUCAUAAGUUAUGCUCUGGAGUUCUCAUA
Molecule: messenger RNA, 1046 nt
Organism: Asparagus officinalis (garden asparagus)
Lineage: Eukaryota; Viridiplantae; Streptophyta; Magnoliopsida; Asparagales; Asparagaceae
Product: ras-related protein Rab7-like
Exons: 7
Coding region: 172-795 (207 amino acids)
Cellular component (GO): vacuolar membrane
Molecular function (GO): GTP binding; GTPase activity
Source: RefSeq, a predicted model, not a curated record